AUGAGGAACCCAAGAUUUCUGCUGGGAAUGGUGUUUCCAAACUCUAUGGUUUUUAAGAAUGUUGUGCAGAAGUAUGCUGUUUUAACAAGGAAAGAGCUAAGGUUUGAGAGGAACACUAAAGACAAGGUGCUUGUAAGGUGCAGGACCUCACCACGGUGCCCAUUUUGGCUUUAUGCAAGUUCACCGAAUGAAAGGACAGCUGUAGUAAUGAUCAAGGUUUACAGGCCAGUACACGAGUGUUCAUCACUAAAGGGUAGAGUUUAUCACUUCCAUGCACCAUUCAUUGCACAAGAGUACAUGGACCAGUUCAUGGCAGAUGGGAACUGGUCAAGAGAGAGAAUCCAGAAUGCAGUGAAUAUGGAUUUUGUCUACCAAAUGGCUUACAGAGCUAAAAGAAUGGCAAAGCAGAAGGCACAAAGGACAUAUGAAGAGCUGUACAAUCGGUUGGAGAGUUAUGCGUAUGAGUUGAAGAAAAGAAAUCUAGGAACUUCUGUCUGGAUCCGAACUGAGCUACAAGGUGAAGUUACGAGGUUUAAAAGAAUUUAUAUUUAUUUUGAAGCUUUGAAGAAGGGCUGGGGAGCAGGCUGCAGACCUAUCAUAGGUCUUGAUGGAUGUGAUUUAAGGGGUGUGCACAAGGGCCAAUUGUUGUUUGCUAUUAGGAUUGAUGGCAAUAAUGGCUUGCACUCAAUUGCGUAUGCAAUAGUGGAGUAA
Rosa chinensis is the source of this 711-nucleotide messenger RNA. RefSeq lists its product as uncharacterized. Bases 1 to 711 code for a protein of 236 amino acids. The transcript has a single exon. Lineage: Eukaryota; Viridiplantae; Streptophyta; Magnoliopsida; Rosales; Rosaceae. The record is from RefSeq and is a predicted model, not a curated record.